AUGAACAAAAAAUGUUUAAUUAAAUAUAUCAUAAUCAUCUUAUUAUUUUGUUUGAUCAUAAAUAGAUAUAGAACUGUUAAUAUAUAUAACAAUGAAUAUAAAAUAAAAAAUAAUAUCUGUUUUGUUUAUCCAUAUACACACAAAUACAAUGAGAAAAGGAAUUCGUAUUUAUAUGCACAUUAUAAUAGAAACAAUUCUUUAAUAAACACAAGAAGAAAUAAUUUUCUUGAUAAACAAAAUGAUAAUGUAACUGAUUAUAUUUAUGGUUUGAAUUCUGUUUAUUCUGUGCUUAAAAAAAAUGAGAGGACAAUAGAGGAGGUCAUAGUUAAUAAGAACAUUAAACUCAAUAGAAAAAUCCAUAAACAAAAUUACGAAUACAUAUUUGAAGAACUUAAAAAAAGAAAUGUAUCAAUAAAAUAUAUGGAAAAAUAUAAAAUGAACGAACUCGUAGGAGGAUUUCCACAUAAUGAUAUUAUUAUGAAAACAAAUUAUAGAUACAUGAAUAAUUAUAAAGAUUUUAUUAAAAACAUAAAACAGUUGCCAAACAAAAAUAAUAUUUUUAUUUGUUUACACGAUGUUUAUGAUAAUAUGAAUAUUGGAAAUGUAUGUAGAUCCAUUUUCUUUUUUGGAGGACAUACAAUAUUUCUAAAAAAAAAAAAAAAAAUUAAUGAAAAAAAAAACACCGUCAAAAUUGACACACCCAUAUUACAUUCCAGUGUUGGUUCAUCGGAAUUUCUGAAUUUUUAUCAUAUAAACAAUAUG
Molecule: messenger RNA, 762 nt
Organism: Plasmodium gaboni
Lineage: Eukaryota; Apicomplexa; Aconoidasida; Haemosporida; Plasmodiidae
Product: putative apicoplast RNA methyltransferase precursor
Exons: 2
Biological process (GO): rRNA methylation
Cellular component (GO): mitochondrion
Molecular function (GO): RNA binding; RNA methyltransferase activity
Source: RefSeq, a predicted model, not a curated record